Molecule: messenger RNA, 2115 nt
Organism: Acanthocheilonema viteae
Lineage: Eukaryota; Metazoa; Nematoda; Chromadorea; Rhabditida; Onchocercidae
Source: the annotation of a GenBank genome assembly
AUGUCGCUAGGAAGUGACGAGGCGAUGGAUGAUGAUGAUGCGUUUUCGGGUGGCUCGGAAAGUGAUGCCACGUCAACGUAUAGUGAUGAUGAUGGUAUUGUGAUUGAUCCACCUGUGAUGAAAACGGAACGUGGUGGUAGUCAUGACAGUGAAUCAGCUGAUUUCCAGGUAUUGGAUGCCGAAAAGGUGGCUUUGAAAAUGAAUAAAAUCAUAGAGGAUGUUGCAUCAGUGUUACGUCUAUCGACAACUAUCUGUAGAUUACUUUUGCAUCAUUAUAAGUGGAAUAAAGAAAGCUUACUAGAAAGGUUUUAUGAAAGCACCGAUAUGGAUUCGUUUUUCUUGGACGCCAACAUUAUUUCACCGUUUAAAGUGACACGCCGGGGUGAUGAAGGGUUUGCAGAUGUUGUUGAUACGUGUGUUAUCUGCUGUAAUCGUACCAUUUUGACAAGCCUGCAAUGCAAUCAUCGUUUCUGUUAUCCAUGCUGGGAUUCCUAUUUAACAACUAAGAUUAUGGAAGAAGGCAAAGCUCAUGUCGCUUGUCCUCAACACAACUGUGCAAUCAUAGUUGAUGACGAGAAAACUUUGGCGCUAGUAAAAAGUGAAAAUGCAAAGAAAAGAUAUCGUCGUUUGAUAAUCAAUAGUUUUGUAGAGUGUAAUCGUUUGUUGCGAUGGUGCCCGGCUGCAGACUGCGGACGUGUCGUUGAAGUAGGACAUUUGGAAGCACGUCCCGUCAAAUGUACUUGUGGUACAGUUUUUUGUUUCGCAUGUGGACACGAGUGGCACGAACCUGUCAAUUGUAGACUGCUGAAGCUGUGGAUUAAGAAAUGUAACGACGACAGUGAAACUAGCAAUUGGAUAUCAGCAAAUACCAAAGAAUGUCCCAAAUGUCAGGUAACGAUAGAAAAGGACGGUGGAUGCAAUCAUAUGACGUGCAAGAAUGUGGCUUGUAAAAUGGAAUUUUGUUGGAUGUGUCUUGGUCCGUGGGAACCGCAUGGCAGUUCAUGGUAUUCUUGUAAUCGAUAUGAUGAUACAUUGGCGAAACAAGCACGUGAUGCUCAAGAACGAAGUCGCGCUGCACUUCAAAGAUACUUGCACUAUUACAAUCGAUAUAUGAAUCAUCAACAAAGCUUGAAAUUGGAACAUAAACUCUAUUCAAUUGUAAAGUCCAAAAUGGAAGUUAUGCAGCAGGCAAAUAUGUCUUGGAUCGAGGUGCAAUUUUUGCGUAAAGCGGUCGAUGUCCUUUCGGAAUGCCGUCGUACACUGAUGUACACAUAUGCAUUUGCGUUUUAUCUACAAAAAGAUAAUCAAUCAGUAAUAUUUGAAGAGAAUCAGCGUGAUCUGGAACAUGCUACCGAACAGUUGUCGGAGUUUUUGGAGAGAGACCUGGAUCAUGAAAAUCUCGUUAGUUUGAAACAAAAGGUACAAGAUAAAUAUCGUUACGUGGAGCAGAGACGGACAACACUAUUAAAACAUUGUGCAGAAGGAGUGGAGCAUGAUUUUUGGAGGCAAAUGUUAAUUAUCGAUAACUUAUCUGGUAUAACAAUUCAAUUACAGUUACGCAUAUUAAUUCAAUUACUCUUUAUUCUUCUUUUAUUGCUAUUUUCAUCAAAAGCUAUCUAUGCUAUCAGCAUUUGCACACAACCUGAAAUGGCUUGCGGUGCGCAACUUCGUUCAUAUCCAUUGCUUCGAUUAGAAGAGGAGGAAGAAGCUUCCGGAAUGUUGAAUAUUGAAUCAGCUAUGAAUGAUUUUCCGUUAUAUGAUGAAUUUUUUACACCCAAACGUAUAUUUGAUUUUUCAAAAAUUGCUAAUUUAACUGAUGAAAGAAUUUGUGAAUGUUCAAAUGAAACAAAUUGUCAGCUAAAUGAAGAAAAUUUUAUCAAAUUAGAUGAAAUGAUUACGCUUAUAUUUUGUGAUCCAAUCAAUAAUAUAUUUCAUCGUUCAUGUCACGGAACACGAAGUUUAAUUCGCAUUAUUGGUCGAAUUGAUGAAUCCGGUGAAGCACUAACAACUGUAGUGAAAACAUUUCUCUUCUGUAAAUGUGAACGAGGCUAUCGACGAAUUCGUGUGGAAGCUUGGUUGAAUCAUUUAUAUGCAUUUAUUUAUCGAUGUUUAUAG